Messenger RNA from Amyelois transitella, 1687 nucleotides. RefSeq names its product myb-related transcription factor, partner of profilin-like. Bases 830 to 1258 code for a protein of 142 amino acids. NCBI's taxonomy places the organism in Eukaryota, Metazoa, Arthropoda, Insecta, Lepidoptera, Pyralidae. The record is from RefSeq and is a predicted model, not a curated record. The transcript is spliced from 4 exons. Gene Ontology annotation, cellular component: nucleus.
UGGGGGAGGGUUUGUAUGACCCCCCCCAAGUAUUUUUUUUUGCCGGAAGCCCCCCCUUUUUUUUAUACGAAUUUUUGAAAAUCUUAAAAAUUGCACUAAACAACGCAAUAUUUUCGGUUUGUCAUUGUAAACUGUGUUAAUUUAGUAUCAAAUAGUUAGUUUGUCCAUUAAACAUGUACAACACAUUAAUUAAUAUAUUUUAGCACUAAAAAUAUAGUCAAAAACUUUGCUUAAAAGUAAAAACAAAAAAGACACUAACUAUGAACAGAACGCAAUCCGCCGUUUUGGUUAUGUGCUACUGUCAUCUUAUCUACUGACUUCGAAAGUAGCUGUCGGUAAACGGACAGCAGGGGGUGCAGGGGGGCGCAGCCCCCCCGCACGGGGGGUCGGGGGGCGGUAGCCCCCCGCAAUGAAAAGAAACAAAUUAGUCACAAAUCAAACUCGGUUUGGUUAGGUUAGGUUAGGUUGGUGUAAACCACCAAAGCAGAGCGAGCGAAGCGAGCGGAGCGUUCAAACUGAGUAAAAAAGUAUAAUAGACAGUACGUAUAGGUUAGGUUAGGUUUAACUCACCUUCACCCCUUUCAUCCCUUCUGACUUUCCCCCCCCUUGCCCAUCUGGCGGUUAAUGACCUUUAGCACACUUUUUAUAUGAAAACUUUAAAAAUUCGUAAAAAAAAAACUAUAGGCUUCCGGCAAGGGGGGGUCACGGGAGGGGGGGUGUUAACCCCUCCCCCAUCCCCCUGCCCCCUCCCCACCCCUCUCCGGCGGUGGCCCGUUUCAAGAGUUUAACCAGGCCAAGUCCCGAACAACUCUCAACUCUACUGGAGUAUAUGGAAAGUCAUGGGGACCUGGCUAGGCCUGUUGCAGGGGCACAAGGUCGAGUACGGUCAGACCAAUUAUGGUCUGAUCUUACUAAUAUAUUAAAUUCCGUUGGUGGUGGUGUCAACAAAACAACAGACAAGUGGAAAAAAGUAUGGGCCGAUUUAAAAUCCAAGACUAAGAAAAAAGGUCUGACCUUGCGGCAACAUGCCAGAGGGACUGGAGGUGGACCGGCUAGCCAGAAAUCCUUGUCGCAUUUGGAGGAAAGGGUUCUGGCUAUUAUCGGCCCAACAGCAGUGGAAGGACAAGACUCUAUACAAGAGCUUGGAUUUAGUAGACCUCAAUCUUCUGCACCUGCACCCUCUCAAUCAUCUGCAGUUGUUGCCCAAGAAGAUGAUCCAGUAUAUGUGGACUAUGGUGGUGGUGUGGUUAAAUAUUAAAAUAAGUAGAUAAGUAUAUUGAUAAGUUAAAAGACUGGAUACUUAUUAAAAUUGUUAUAUUAUUAUUAUUAUUUUCUUUUUCAUUAGAUACUAACUUAAAAAAAUAUACUUAAGCUUAAAUAAAAUGAAACUAUAAAUUAUAUACAGACAGAAUUAUCUAGUCAGUAGAAUGCUGCAUUCUACUGACUAGAUAAUUUCACAUAGCCCUUCCUCGAAUUAACUCGUUUUGAUUAGUGUUGGUUGUAGAGGUGUUAUGCUGUAUACUUUGAUCUUCACUACCAUCAAGAGCCUCAGCUGGCAUAUCUGUUGGAGCAGGUAGUUUAGCAUGUAUUGCAAUAUUAUGCAAUACACAACAUGCGUUAAUAAUUCUGCUAGCCACGUAAGGCUGAUAGUGAAGAACACGGUGUCAAAGCAUACACCUCCAACGAG